UGCCUAAAUACAAUUAGCCGGUCAGAUGACAAGAUCCCUGCUCUGGUGGCUUGUGAAAUGUAGAAAGGCUAUUGCAAUUAAAUUUUUUAAAAAAAUGAUGUCGUAUCAGAAGAAAUAGGAGAGAGGGGCACUCGAAAGCUUUUGAGUGAUUUCAUCCCUGACUAAGAAGGGGAUCAUGCCUUACAGAAGAACAGCAGAUUUCCCAGAAGCGAGAAGGAUGACAUCUUUCAAUGUCUGUGUAUCGCACAGCAGCUCAGGAAGGUUUCACAUAUGGUUACAUGAAGCAGCGCUGUUACCUUUGAGAAUCUUGGCAUGCACCGUGUAGUGCACAUCCAUUAAAGUACCUCUUUCAUUUUGCACUACUUGUUUUUUUCCUUCUGAGCGAUCUAAGGCGGUCGGAAUUUUUCAACUGUGUUCUUUCCAUAGUGCGUUUAAUGAGAGCUGGCUCUGCCCUUCCUGCUUUUAUUAGCAGUGCUGCAGGAUGCAUCUUUUGCAAGCCUGAAAUGGCUGAGAGGAUUCAUGCUUUCUUCUCUGCAUUCUGUUCUGCUGUCAGUAUGUAAAUACCCUGCCUGACAUUACAUGGUGCACCUCAGUAACUAAACAUUGCAUCAUGAUUUUACAGCAUGUAUUAUGAUCGACGUCUCAUGCAAAAAAAAAAAAAAAACAGCCCUAUAAAGUCAUCGAAAGCAUAUUGCUACCAGAUGGUAUUAAUCUUGCUUUUUAAUCUCAUGUUAUAUUUACCCAGUUAAAUAAUGUAUGCUGUAUUGUUAAUUAAUGUGAAUAUCAAAUUAAAGAGCUUGAAAACUAAUAUACUAGCCAUGCAGGUAGGAGGAACGGAAAAAAAAUCUAUUUUUAACUCUUGCGUAGCUCUGUAGCUUGGCUGGCUUGCGGAAGUCGUGAGGAAAAGGUUGGACCUCCAGGGGAUGUGAGAAGUGGCCCUUUGCAGUGGUCAGUCUGCGACCCUUUACACAAAAAAAGCUGCAGAUCUGUGGGCUGCAUAAUGGAGAAAACCCGGAUGUGGAUUAUUAUUGCUGCCACAAUCCGUUCCCUGAUGGAAAAUCCAUUUCUCAUGCAUACCGUCCAUCCGAGCUUCUUUUCAGCUGAUUUUACCAACGACAGCUUCUCAGAACCAUGAAGCGAGGACCGAAUUUAAUGGUUUAUUUUUACCUCCAACUGCGCAACAUACAGGAGGAUUGAAUGUAUAUUCUAAGUUAACACUUCUUUAAUGAUUCGUACAGGGGUCAAUCCAGGAAUGUUAUUAAUUGCCUAUAUUGGAAUUACAAGUUUCUCAAUACAGAAAGCAAAUAAUAAGGGCAUUAAGGGACACCUUUACAGAGUUCCUUGAUAAAAGGAGAACUGAUUUACCGGUUGGGAAAUACAGAAGUAUUUCAGGUUUCUGAAUCUGGUAUUUCAGGCUUCCAGUUUACUCAAUUAAAAGGAUUAAAAUGUGCAGCUCAGAAGACAUAGUGGACUGUUUUCACAGCGAUACAUUGCUCUGUCAUUUAAAUGAGCAACGCAUGCAGGGAGCCCUAUGUGAUGUCACCAUUGUGGUUGAAGACACUAAGUUCAAGGCACACAGGAAUAUCUUGGAAGCAUCAAGCUUGUAUUUCAGAAAACAAUUUUUGAGUCAAAGCAUCUUAAUCCAGGGACAUGUGUUGGAACUUACAGACUUCAAGGCAGACACAUUUACAGAGAUACUGAAUUAUAUUUAUAGUUCUAAGAUUGCAGUGAAGAGAAAGGGAGCACUAAGGGAUAUUGCAGAUGCUGGGAAAAAAUUGGGAAUAGCGUUUUUAGAAAACAUAAAAAAUGCAAAUUCGAGCUGUAAAAGAUCUGCAUUGCCUACUGCUCUCUGCACCUCACAAACAGAGAAUAGACUGCCGCUUACUUUGUAUCGUGAUGACAGUGGUCUGAAAUCAGAGACUGUGGAGAAAAAGGGAGAUGAUGUAGCCAUUACCAACGGACCUAGAAUUACCAAUGCAUUUUCCAUUCUAGAAACAGAAGUUUGUGGUUUUUCUCCACUAGAUCUGAGAGCAAACUUUAAAAAGACAACAGGCUCCAUGCAAGAGAUCAAUAGUAGAGAUCAUUGUGAGAAUGGAGUAUGUAAUGAUGGCGAACCAGUAAAUACUCUGGCUGAACACUCUUAUGCUGUAUCUUCAGGGGAGCUUCUGUAUAGAAGGGAUUCAAGGACUGAAGAAAGAUCAAUGCCUUGUAUUGUCCCUACAAUCCAAGAGGCACUACCAGCUAGUAGCAUGCCUGUGCUUGAACAGCAGUGUGUUAUACCACAGACAACAAAACAAAGCUGUACCUCUAACAGUGUAAAGAGCUUGAAUUGCCCAGAUGUCAAGGAUCAAGAAAUUACUCCUUCAGAUUUCUAUAAAGACAUUGAAAACGGGGUGGCACAGCUUCCUUCAAAUAACUCACCAGCCGACCAGUCCUUCCAUGAUCCAUCUUUGUUGUAUCCACAACCUAAAAAACGCCAAGAGAUAUUUAACUGUAAAAACUGCAGCAAAGAGUUUGCACAUUUGAAACGACUGCAGCGACAUGAACAGAUAUGCUUUAAGAUGGUGCACACUGAUAGAGAUACUAAAAUAACAGGCAGUCUUUCAGGGGAUACUACUUUAGAGACAUCAAAUAAUUCUUUAGAUCAAAUAUCUGACCAAAAUUCUCUUCCAAAUAUUACCACUCCUGGAUCAGACCAUUUUGUAAAGAUAGUAGAUGGUAAGAUUUUUUAUGUGUGCAUUGUUUGCAAGCGGAACUAUGUUACUCUUUCAAGUCUUCGAAGACAUUCAAAUGUCCAUUCAUGGAGGAAAUCAUAUCCUUGUCAUUACUGCAACAAAGUCUUUGCCUUAGCCGAAUAUCGUACUAAACAUGAAAUCUGGCACACAGGUGACAGACGAUAUCAGUGUAUAUUUUGCUUAGAAACAUUCAUGACUUAUUAUAUCCUUAAAAAUCAUCAAAAAUCUUCCCAUGGAAUUGAUCCAAGAAUGGGAGUGGUCAACAAAACUGCCAAUAGAGGUCUGAAACCUAGCAUUUAUCCAUACAAGCUUUAUAGACUUUUGCCUAUGAAAAAUAAAAGAAUAUCCAUGAAAACUUCUGCAAAUGACACCUCUGCAAACACAGGAAUACGUUUUCAAGGUCAUAGUUCCUUUAACACAGCAGCCGUUGUUCAGAAUUCAUUAGGCUCUCAGCCUUUUAAUUUGGAAAGCCAGGAGAACCUGCCUUGCUCUUCUGAUACACCACACAAUAUUUCAAGCUCAAACAUAAACCAGAAUACUUGGCCAUUUGAAGUUUCACACUCUGAAAAUAUAAGCGCACUGCCUGAAAAGAAAGAUAAUUCUCCUCUUCAUAAUGCCAACUCAACUCCAACAGGGUGUAAUGCUGUAGUCAGUUAUUUUGGUAAUGAAACCCAGAAUAUGCCCUCUGUUAUUAACUCUACCAGCUCUGCACCUUCUGUGAUAAUGCACAGCAGUAGAACAUCUUCUGUAAUUAUGCAUGGAAAUUCAGUAACAGCAACAUCAUCAACAAAUGGGGUAAGUUGUUACCAUGGAAGAACCAUUGUAUCCCCAAAGAGGGAUAGUAGUAGUUCUCAAGAAACUGGCAUAGGGGUAGUAGAUUCGCAAUCCAUAAAAGAGAUGAGUUAUGAAGACAGCAAAGCAAAAGAUGUUCAGCAGGAAGAACUAGACUUAUUUUCUCCUGUCCCUGUAAAGAAAAGCAAAAGUGUAAUCAAACAUGGAAAUAAAACAGAAACAUACAUAGCCAAACCAGCCUUACCUGGAACUCUUGUGAACAGUGGAAUUGCUCCACUUUGCAAGAUCACUGUAAAGAUCGGAAGUGAAGCUUUGGUAAAACGUCAAAUUUCUGGGUCAUCACUGUUUUUUAGAAAAAGUGUACGACCAAAACAUUCAAGAUCAAGAGCAGACAAAUCAAAUCAAGAUUCUGAAGAAGAGAGGAAAGAAAGGAGCUCUAGCCGACUUCGAAAAUCAGAAUCUGCAAAGAUGGAAGAGAUGUGUGAUGAUCUUAGUGACCAAGAUGUAUCUGAUAAACCAUGGCGGCCAUAUUACAACUAUAAGCCCAAGAAAAAAUCCAAGCACUUUAAGAAAUUUAGAAAGCUAAAGAAAAGGAAGAAACACAGCAAUAAGAGGUCAGAUGUGGAAAAUCAUGAAGAAGCAGACACUAAAGAUAUAUCAAGGAAUGUAACUGAAGAGAGUGAAAGAGGCAAGGAAGAACAUCUACAGACUGCUGAGUAUACUGAAAAUUCAGCUGCAGAAGACAUUGAUGUCUCUGACUGGCAGCUAGCCACUAAGCCCUGUUUUUGUGAACUUUGUCAAAAGUCAUUUCGGAAUCCAUCAACUUUAAAGGUUCACAUGCGUUGUCACACAGGAGAGAAGCCCUACCCAUGCACAACUUGUGGAAAGUGCUUCUCAUUCCCUGGAAAUCUAAACAAACAUGCACGCAUUCACAUGGGUGUGAAAAACUUUAUGUGUCAAUACUGUAGUAAGUCAUUUAUCUUAAAUGAAACCUUAAAAAAGCAUGAGAGGAUCCAUACAGGAGAAAAACUGUAUGGCUGCCAGUUCUGCCCACAGCAAUUCCUGUAUCUCUGCACAAAAAAGAACCAUGAGCAAAGACAUCAAACAGAACGCAGUGUUAAAGGUUUUGUUUGUAUCCAGUGUUCCAAAAUUUGCAAAACUGCAGCGGCUCUAGGAAUGCACCAAAAGAAACAUUAUCUAAGGAGUCUGAAGCAAAAAGAACGGAAGGAAAUUGCAGCAACAGAGAGCUGGGGAGCAUCUACGAGUACUGCAUGCAAAAUUAUGGAUUUAACAAAGACUAGUGAAGUCACAAAUGUGCCUGAAAGUGUUGCUGAUUCCUUUGAAGACAAUGAAGCUUUAUUACUGUCAUUUGAUGGUGGUAUUAGAGACAAUUCCUCACAUAAUAAAGGUACCACUCAUAUUGCUGAGAGUUUAGCACCAGAAGAGCUGCCUGAAAGCAGACUUGGGACUCCAUCAGCAAUGCCACCAGUGGGUGAGCAUGGCUCUGUCUUAAUGGAGGUUCCAAAAAGCUGGAAGCACUGGAAAACACGACACUAUAGUUUCGAGGAGGGUAUGAACUCUGACAAUUCUUCCACAAGAGAGUGCACAAAGACUUUUACUGAAUUAAAGACAAUGACAAGCUUUGAUUCUUUUGUUCCUUAAGGUGGUGAAACACAAACCAAACCAAUUACGUGAGUUGUAGGAUACACAGCUACACAUUUGUUAAGCGUUUUUGCCAGUUGCUUCCCUUGGGCAUCAGCCAAUUCUGUAAUGUAUUGUAAAACAGUGCUUUAAAGAUGGCUCUAAAAUCCAAGGAUAUUAAGCAAGCAUUAGAGCUCAAGUGUUAGUGUUUUUCCCUUUGCUGUAAAUUCAUGUCAUCUAUAUAGCAAAUUAACCUAGAAUGUAUUAAAAAGAGCACAGGCAGCAGGAGAGCGCCGUCUAUGGAGUCCAUGUAGCUUCUUUUUUUAAUUGCAAUUAGUUGCAGUUUUUUCAACUACAAACAACACUUUGUAAAGGGAUUUGAGGUUAUAUAGUUCCCUUAAUCAACUAGUUCUUUAUGGUACUUUAUGGUAACCCUAAUACUAUAACUGUUUAUGUGGUACAAAUGAAUUUCUGAUUGGUAGCUAAAGUUAGCAUAGCCUAACUAAUUUACCAUAAAUAUUACAUCUGUAUUACUGUAUUGUCUAGGGCAAUGCUUACUACAAGGAGGUUGAGAAGAAUAACGUCAGUACCACAAAAAAGAGUUUAAAGAAGAUUAUAAUGUUGUUAAUGCAUAAAUUGAUCUGCCAACAUAUCUGACAGUGUCUUUAACUGAACCGCAGUUUAAACUUCUUAACUGAAUUGUGCAACACUUUAGAUUCUCAAGAUUUUUAGAAUCGAAAUUCCAAAUAUUAAAAAGCAGACCAUUUAUUCUAUGCAAGUAUUUUUGAAAGAAUUUUAAAUGAUAAAAUUAAUGAUCAUGACAAACAGACAAUUGUUAUUCACAAUUGCAAUAUAAGAAAAUUCAAAAGGGGUUAGAAUAAAAAUGUUUUUUUCCAGUGUAUGACAAGAUAUCCCUCAAAAUAUAAAAUUUAGUAUAAAAACAUUGUCUUCACAGAUUGAGAGAUUUAUCAAGCUGUUCAUAUCUAUUCGUACAAUACUUUGAAAAUGAGGGAGAGCUUUGACUGUUUCACAGUAGGUUGUGAAUCACAAAUGUAAUCAUUUGUCAAAUAAAACACAACCAAACUGACAUAGCAAAUUGGUAUGUGUAUGCUCAGUGCAAUACACCCAAUGGAAGCUGAAUGUGUUGUUUUUUUAUUUAGGAAUCAAAAAACUAUAAACAUAUAUGUUGCCAAUUGCUUUAAAACACUUUAAAACGGAAGUGUCAAGAGUUUUAAAAAGUCAAUUAUUUACAGUGUAGUGUAUGCACCUGAACAUGUUUUUAAUUAUGCAAUAAAUGAAGCAAAGUAUAGAGGAAUAAAAUAAGUUCUUGACCAAGUAACUGAUCUUGACCAAGGAACCAAUAAUUCCAAAUACAAUUAAAUUUCUUUCAAGACACUUUAUCAAGGUAAGAUUUUAAAAAGUGCAUUGCACAAUAGUGCAAAAGGAAUACAAAGUAGCAGGAAAUAUAUACACAUAUAUAUAUUUAUAUUUAUGAUACAAAGCAUUUUUGAAAGAGACGUUAAUAUCUAGUUUCAUUAGUAAUGUUUAUUAUUUCUUAGCAAAGUGAAAAAAAUGCCCGCAUAAAACUAGCACUGGAAUGGAAUUUUAUGCUUUAUAAUGUAAAGAAUGUAAUACAAUUCACAUGGAUUUUGUAUUGGUUUUGGUUUAUAGCAUUUCAUUAAUAAUUUGAUUUAAUAAGAAAAGAGUUAAAGGUUUACUUUGUAACGAAAAUACAUGUAUACAUACUUAU
Molecule: messenger RNA, 6918 nt
Organism: Xenopus laevis (African clawed frog)
Lineage: Eukaryota; Metazoa; Chordata; Amphibia; Anura; Pipidae
Gene: zbtb38.L
Product: zinc finger and BTB domain containing 38 L homeolog
Exons: 4
Coding region: 1446-5189 (1247 amino acids)
Biological process (GO): regulation of DNA-templated transcription; regulation of transcription by RNA polymerase II
Cellular component (GO): chromosome; nucleus
Molecular function (GO): DNA-binding transcription factor activity, RNA polymerase II-specific
Source: RefSeq, a predicted model, not a curated record